UCGCGUGAUCUCCAUGCUUGUCGCUGUGAGGAAAAAGUCGAAUAGCAAAUGAUUGAUGCCUUGGGAAAACGUCUCGUUAGCUAUGUUUAAAAGGACGAGCACAAAAUCGUAUCCUAUCGCGAAUAUAAUUUGCAGAGUUUCACACGGAGUCUUUAAAAUCCCCUGUACAUUUGUGGCUAAGAGCAACUGCAGGGGCUCGGCUUCACCGUAGAUUUGUGCUUGCUAAUUUAGUUAGCCGUGCUAACGCUAGCUGGUUAGCUUUGUUUACAUGAAGUGCGCGCCUGGAUCUCUGCUAUUUUUCUGUAAAUCCAUUUGGACUUUUUAUGGUGGAAAAUCGACCACUACUGCACCGUAGAAGAAACUCCUUUGACUUCUGCUUGGAUUCUAUGUUACCACAAGUCAAUUUUGGUUUUAAACGCUUGGCUGAUGUCGGAAGCUAAUAAGAGCACGGCGAUGCUAACCUUUUGAUCAUGAAUCCUUUGAUCACGUAAUUCUUUGUUGGGACUUAUGCGUCAGCGGGCGCAAUGUGAGUAGAUAAAGCAAGGCUGCACACAUUUCCGACACAUUACCAGCCCUAUUGUUCGUUUAAAACUGCGCUUUAUUGAGAUACAAUGCAUUGAACCGGUGGUGCUAACAUUAGCUAGCCACCUGCCGUGUGAACGUGCUUGUACACUGUAAAGCCGCCUCACUAUGAUCGCAGCCUGUUGUGGUGUUUAUUAAUUAUUCAUACUAUGGAUGCAUUGAGACACUCAGGUGACUGAUUGCUGCUUCACUACUCGGUGUUGUUUCCCGCUUCUUGUCCUCUACGGGGUUCGGUGUUGGCCUUUCUCAGUCUGAGCAGUAGAUUUUUCCCUGGCCGUGUUUCCCCGGAGCAGCGGAGUAGAGCAAUGAACGGACUGAAUGCCACCGGUCUGUACGUGUCCGCCAGCCGGGCCGUGCUGCAGUGUGACCCGCGGCAGCCGCACACCUUCUCGGACAUGUACACACUCCUGCCCUUCUUCCGCCAGUCCCUGUCCUGCUUCGUCUGUGGUAAACUGCUCCAGGACCCAAUCUCUCCUGCACAUCCAGACUGUGGGCACAGUGUCUGCUUGGGCUGUAAAGGCCAGAAGAUGCGGGUCAGACUGUCAUGUAAUCGAUGUAAGGACUACUCUUUGUUCCAGGAGAACAAGCAGCUGUCUCUGCUCGUGCAGUGUUAUAGGAAGCUCUGUGUGUAUGUGCUGCACUCGCCGCUGCUGCAGUCCAUCAGCAGUGUGGGAGGCUCUCCAGAGGUCGUGGCCUUGUUAGAUGAGGUGUUGAUGUCGGAGGAGGAGACAGACGAUCUAAACAUAGUGCAGGAGGAGACAUCUUCUACUGCUCCAGAGUCCCUCACAGCUACCGAGGCACCGGCUCUGUCCACAGAGGUGGCUGCUGCUCAGAGCUCCUCAGACCCUCCGUCUUCUAAUGGACCACAGGAGUGUAAUGGGGAGCUGCUGGAGGACUUGGACCCCUCGUCCCCAGAACUGGAAGUGUGUGAGUUGGUGGAGGAGCCCCCCACUGCCCUCUCAGUCUCCUCUGCAGGCUGUGGGGGGCUGGAACUGAGUCUGACCACUGCUCCUCUGGCCACAAGCACAGGCACCAUGUGCUCUCUCAGGGAUGGGGAUGCCAGCAGCAGGGAGCUGGAGGAAGGAGAGGUGCUGCUGCUCAGUGUGGAGGAGGUCCUACAGACUCUAGACCCUCUGCAGCCUGGCAGAGACUCUCCUCAUUCAGAAAGAACACACUUAGGCUCAGAGCGAGCACACACACAGAUGUACAUUCAGCUGGACUCAGCCCACAACUACACACAGAUCCAAACAGACAGGACUAACACAGUGACUGCUCAUCACACACACACAACCGCCCUGGACCCCCCACCGAUCCGCCUUAACCGCAAACGCUCACGUUCAGAGAGCGACAGGGAGAAGGUCAAACCCCUGCCCAUCUCCUCCAUCCUUCAGGGCUCCACUUCUCAUGUACAUACUAACCCUUCGCACACACUGCUGCACACACAGCCCUCUGUGCCCUCUAUAACUGUCCCCGCACACACAUACUCUUCUUUCUCCAAUGGGACGCCUCCCAAAACCAGUCGACCUGUACAGAACCACAGUAAAGGAGCUAGGAAGCAUGUUGACCCAAACCCUAAAAAGCCCCACGCCAAGCCUCGGAGCAGUGGAGGCUCCAAAUCCAAGGACCGGAACAAAGAGCAGCGUCUCCUGCCGGGCUGCAUCAUCCCUGCAGCACCGGUCCGGCCUCCAUACAAGAAACCAGUGGAGAAGAAGGGCUGUAAGUGCGGCCGGGCCACACAGAAUCCCUCAGUGCUCACCUGCAGGGGGCAGCGUUGCCCUUGUUACUCAAACCGCAAGGCCUGUCUGGACUGUAUAUGUCGUGGUUGCCAGAACUCCUACAUGGCAAACGGGGAGAAGAAGCUGGAGGCGUUCGCAGUGCCAGAGAAGGCGCUGGAGCAGACGCGACUCACACUGGGCAUAAACCUGACGAGCAUCACUGCAGCGGCUGCACUCCGUAACCCGGCAACCACCAGCAUUCGCGGCAACACCCUCCUCAACGUCACCACGGCGACAGGAUCACCAGUACCAACGGCCUUCCUGUCCCCCAGCUCGCCAGAGGAGCCCAGCUAUGAGGACAGUCUGGAGCUGCUCAUUGGAUAAGAAAAAAAAAUGGAGAGCUUGUUAAAUGAAUGUGAGACCUGGUUAUUCUGUCAACCUGCACCACCCUCCUCACACCAGUGGAGGGCGUCUAAGGCAGCUAUGGUUCUGUCCUGUAUGUUCUCUGCUCUUCUGUUGGAAAUGCUGAGUAGUAAGACUAGCAUGGGUGUGCCAAAGCCUCCUGUUUUGUGCCUGUGUGUCCCUGUAUGUAACUGCCUGUCCCUAGUUCAACAUUUCUCUUUGGUUUCCAUGUUUUGACCGCUAGGGGUGCUUAUUUUCCUCAAAUAGAUGACAUCCAUACUGUACACAGCAAUAUUAGGAAACCGUAUUAGAUUUUCCACAUGUGUACACAAGCCUAACAAAGUAUCAACCAUCAAAUGUCACAACAGCAUUUUACAUGUUCCAAGUAUUCCUGUAUGUGUCUCCAGCUAUAUCAGGACAACCAGUACUAUUAACCCGUGUAUGUUAAUUGUGAACGAAUCUUGUGAUUAAUCUAUGGACUGUAUGUUUUUCCACACACAAGACUGUAUGCCUUUUUAUAUCAUUGACUUCACUCGAUCCAAGUACUGUCGAAUGGUGAACUUGUCUUAACGACUGUACACAACACUUACUGUAUCGUCAAUGCGCGAGGUACAUUGUGGACUGUAAGCACUUAGUUUCAUUGAUUGGCCAAAUUACAAGCUAAAAACCACUAUCGGUUACCAUAGCAAUAGGAGCACCAAACAAGGAGCCUCCCAGCCCUUGUGCACACACACGUUGUUUACAGUAUUGUCUUCUAUAUUAUAACGAGGAUUGUACAUGAUUGUGUGUUUAGAUAAACUAAAGCCAUAGGUUGUUAUUGACAAAAUAUAAUAUACCCUCUUUGUGCGUGCAUUUACCCAUCACCUGUAGAGUCCCAACUGAUGAUAUGAGACCAACUCAAACUAUUUUUGAUACCAAAUGUUCAAUAACUGGUUCACUGUAUUUCUUUUAACUUGUUUUUGUUCACAGCACCUUCAUGCCCACUUGUAACUACAUGAGGCUGUUUGCUGUCCAUGUUAUUGUUUACUGUCUCAGCUAAAACUACAACCUUUUAUUCAUUUAGUUCCAGUCAAAUCGACCAAAACUAUGACUGACAGAUCUUUGACCAGUAAGGAAGUAGUGGGCGGGUAACACAGCCGUCUGAUCAGAAAGCAAACCCUAGUCUGCGUUGUCUAUGUUUCAAAAUGUCUUUCUUUUGGGCAUUACUUGAACCCUGGUUGAGUUUUGGUAUUGUUUUUUUAUGUAAAGCUCUUGCAUAAGGAGUGACGUUUAUUAUUGCUGAAACAUUCACUGCCAUAAUAUGGAAAUGUGUAUUACGUCAUGAAUUAAAAGAUAGUUUUUUACUUUUUCAG
This is a messenger RNA of Periophthalmus magnuspinnatus, 4051 nucleotides long. Its product is annotated as E3 ubiquitin-protein ligase MSL2-like. The record is from RefSeq and is a predicted model, not a curated record. The coding region runs from base 888 to 2681 and encodes 597 amino acids. Gene Ontology annotation, cellular component: MSL complex. Lineage: Eukaryota; Metazoa; Chordata; Actinopteri; Gobiiformes; Gobiidae. Gene Ontology annotation, molecular function: ubiquitin protein ligase activity. The transcript is spliced from 3 exons.